Ostreococcus tauri is the source of this 765-nucleotide messenger RNA. RefSeq names its product Photosystem II Psp29, biogenesis. The record is from RefSeq and is a predicted model, not a curated record. Gene Ontology annotation, cellular component: chloroplast thylakoid. The coding region runs from base 1 to 765 and encodes 254 amino acids. The transcript has 2 exons. Lineage: Eukaryota; Viridiplantae; Chlorophyta; Mamiellophyceae; Mamiellales; Bathycoccaceae. Gene Ontology annotation, biological process: protein import into chloroplast thylakoid membrane; thylakoid membrane organization; photosystem II assembly.
AUGCGCGCGCAGCUCGCUCGCGUGACCGCGCCUAAGGCGCUCGGCGCGAGCCGUAAAGCGCCGACGUCCGCGCGCGCUCGAUGCGCCGCGAUCACGCGCGCGCAAUCCGGCAUCUACGGUGUCACCGUGGCCGAUACGAAGCGUAAGUUUUUGGAGGCGUACCCGUACCCGAUCCCGAGCGUGUGGGCCACCGUGGUGCAAGAGCUCCUCGUGCAGGGGCACUUCCAAAAGUACAACAAAAAGAGCGAGUACAACGAGCUGGCGUCGCUUGGAUUCGUCAGCGUGUACGAUCAGCUCUUCGAGGGAUUCCCGAGCGAGGAGGAGAAGGGGAAGAUCUUCAACGCCUUCCUGGGCGCGCUUGAUGAGGAUGCGGUGCGAACGCGGGCGGAUGCAGAGACGCUCGGAGCGUUCGCGACCUCCGCGAACGGAGUCGAAGGGUUGAAGGAGAAUGCGAUCUUCGCCAAGCUUGCCGCGAAGAGCGCCGAGGGCACGCUUUUGUACACUAAGUACAUCGCGAUCGGUAUGUUCAGAAUGUUGGAGCUCGCCAAGGCGACGGAUCCGGCGGCGCUCGAGGCGCUCGUGACCGCCGGCGGGUUGUCCAUGUCCAAGGUGUCCGGGGAUUUGUCAAUGUACAAGGGGUUGCUCUCGAAGCUCGCAGCGGCUAAGGAACUCCAAGAGGAGUUCCUCGAGCGCGAGAAGCGCAAGACGGCCGAGCGCCUCGCGAAGAAGGCGGAGGCUGAACAAAAGGCUGAGGCCGAGGCAUAG